CCCUGCGCUGGUUACACCUGAUUUCUCAGGUAGCCUACACCGAGAGAGUCUCGAGCGAUCCCGGACUUCCUCAUUCAUGGACGUCACGCGCUGCAGCAGCUGAGCGCUCUGAGGUGAAACUCACGACAAACAGCGACUUCAUAAAAUCCAUAAACAAAGCAAGAUGAAUGAAAAGAGAGUUAAGGAAGCUGAGGAAGUUGUAGUGGCCGUGAUGCCAAAACAAGAUCUGAGCUGGAUUCCAAAUUUAUUGAAGAAGAGAGUGUGCACGACAUUUGUGGAGGACUCUUUCAGCAAUGGCGGUCGGUGUCAGUGUGGGGCCACGCGGGACUCCCAUCCUUCAGUGGCCUUGGGCGAUAACUUCAGCACGGCCAUCGUCAGUCACUGGGACAGUAUACAGCACUCCUCCGAGCAGCCCACAGAUGCCUAUGGAGAGCUGGAGUUUGCCGGGUCUGGCAAAAGACACAGCUAUUUCUUGCGUCUCUCCAGCACCACAGUUUCUUCUGUGGUCUUUGAUAUCAUGAGACAACACUGGAAACUGGGUCAGCCCAACCUGGUGGUGUCAGUGGUUGGUGGUGAAGGAAGGUCAAAGGUCAAGAGCUGGGUGCGAGAGGUCUUGAGGCAGGGGCUGGUUAAAGCAGCACAGAGUACAGGAGCGUGGAUCAUAACCUCAGGGCUGAGGGAAGGCAUCGGCAAGUGUGUAGGAGAGGCAGUGAGAGAUCACGCCACUGCAGUGUCUUCUGUCAGUUUAAAUAAAGUGGUUCCUAUAGGCAUUGCUCCUUGGGGAAUGGUACAUAAUCGCCAGCAGCUCGUUGACCCUGAGGGAAGUUUCCCUGCUAAGUAUUUUGUCCAAAGCACUUCACGUGGCACUUACUCUCUGGAUAAUAACUACAAGGCUUUCCUUCUGGUGGACGAUGGGACCGAAGGACGUAAAGGUGGGGAGUUCGGUUUCAGAGGCCGUCUGGAGGAUUACAUUUCACGUCAGCGCCCAGCAGGCAGUGCAAGCAUUGACAUUCCUGUUCUGAAUAUGCUGAUAUCUGGAGAAGUUUCCAUGGUGGAGGCAUUAGAAAUCUCUCUGAAGAAUUCAAUGCCCUGGUUGGUCCUGGCUGGUUCGGGUGGGCUUGCUAAUCUUGUGAGUGACAUUGUGGAGAAUGUGCAGUCUGAUCCGAUGUGUGCGUUUGGAGGAGCAGAGAAGGAGGAAGGGUCUCCCAACAUAGAGCUUAGAGAACGAAUAACCACGAAAGUAAAGAAACACUUUCCUUCAGAGCAAGACAUGGACAAGCUUGUUGAUAAGGUUUUAAGCAUCUACCAGAAGAAAGACCUCAUCUCCAUUUAUCACGCAGAAGGAACGGAUGAUUUUGACACUGUGAUGCUUAAAGUGCUUGUUCAAGCGAGUAAACAUCGGGUUUCUAUGACUACUAACCCCUAUGUUGAUGAGUUGAAGCUGGCUGUAACCUGGAACAGAGUGGACAUUGCCAAAAGUGAACUGUUCAGUGGAAACAUUGACUGGAAGUAUGAAGAUCUUGAAGAAUCCAUGACUGAUGCCCUGGAGAACAAUAAACCCCAAUUUGUGCGUCUCUUCAUUGACAACGGUCUAAACAUUGUGAACUACCUGACUUAUGGCCGACUGGAGGGUCUUUAUGACUCCAUCUCUAAAACCUCUCAGGCCGGCAUGCUGCUGCAGUAUUUCCUGGAAGAGCGCAUAAACGAGUCCAUUGAUAAGACAUGCCGUGUCAGCAUUUAUGAGGUGAGUCUGCUGCUGGAGGACCUUUUGGGAGAGGUGUGCCAGCCCUUCUAUAAGUCUUUGCUCAAAGUGGAUGCAGCAUCUACCAGAAGAAAAGCUUUGAAGAGGGUUUGCAAGACCCUGAAAGAGGAGUGCUCUUAUCCGCAAAACAUGUGCAAGCACCCGUGGUUAUGUCUCUUCCUCUGGGCGGUGCUGCAGAACCGUGGUGAAAUGGCGAUCUUAUGCUGGGAAAUGUGUGGCGAGUCUGUUCUGACGGCUCUGGGAGGAUGCAAAAUACUGAGGGAGCUGUCUAAACUGGAGACUGAGACAGAUGCUAAACUCCCCAUGAAGGAGUUGGCCACAAAGUUUGAGUUUAUGGCUCAUGAUGUGUUCAGCACUUGCUACCAAACCAAAUCAAGUUAUUCCUACAAGCUGCUGAUCCGCAAAUCAAAUCUGUGGGGUGACGCCACCUGUCUGAAGAUGGCCAUGGCUGCUGAUGCCCGUUAUUUCUUCAGCCAUGAUGGAGUACAGUCCCUGCUGUCUCAGAUCUGGUGGGGUGACAUGGAAAGAGGAACAGAGCUCUGGAAACUCGUGCUGACGAUGAUCAUUCCUCCUCUUGUCUACACCAACCUCAUCAAGUUCAAAAAAGCAGAGAAUGCAGAAGAAGUUAAAUCAGUGAUGGCACCUCCACCUUCAGCAACAGACUGUAAUUACGGAGAGACUGUUUUCUCCUUCGCUGACAUCAAACACCACAGUGAAGGUGAUCACGAGGACUCAAAUUACAUCAGGCGACCAACAAAAGCAGGUACUGCUACAAGUUUCCGACCCAAGAAGUUCCCGUUUUGGGUUUCCCGGUGGAAGCAGUUCUGGUACGCCCCUGUCACUUCAUUCAUCGGCAACGUUGUGACGUACUUCCUCUUCCUGUUUCUGUACGCCUAUGUGCUUUUGGUCGACUUCAAGCCGCCUCCGCCUGAAGGCCCUGCUGUUUCUGAGUAUGUGCUGUAUUUCUGGGUGUUCACGAUCGUCUGCGAGGAGAUUCGAGAGACAUUCAUUGUGGGGAAUAAGAUGUUUUGUCAGAGGUUGAUGCUGUAUCUUCAGGAUGUUUGGAAUAAGUUUGAUGUGCUUGCCAUCUCCCUCUUUAUUGCUGGAUUGUGCUGCAGGAUGUUCAGUUGGUCAUUCAACAUGGGACGCGGUAUACUGUGUAUGGACUACAUGGUCUUCACGCUCCGACUCAUCCAUAUUUUUGCCAUUCACAGACAGCUGGGUCCCAAAAUCAUCAUACUUGGCAAAAUGAUAAAGGAUGCAUUCUUCUUCUUAUUCUUCCUGGCGGUGUGGCUGAGUGCGUAUGGAGUGGCCAAUCAAGCUCUAUUAUACCAAUACGACCCAAGCCCUGACAGAGCGUUUCGAAGAGUCUUGUACAGACCAUAUUUGCAUAUAUUUGGACAGAUUCCUGUGGAAGAAAUAGACACUGGAAAGAAUUGGGAUAGAGACUGCACAGAUAAUCUGACACUGAUAAAUGAAGGAAAAGAGCCAUGUAGAGACACCAGCCACAACUGGCUUGUGGUCAUUUUGCUGGUCAUAUUCCUGCUAGUCACCAACAUCCUUCUAGUCAACCUGCUCAUCGCCACAUUCAGCUACACCUUCUCUAAGGUUCAGGAGCGCAGUGACACAUACUGGAAGUUUCAGCGGUAUAAUCUGAUAGUGGAGUAUCAUUCCCGUCCAACACUCGCUCCACCAUUCAUCAUCCUAUCCCACAUCAACCUCUUAAUCAAAAGAAACUUACGCAAAGUUCCAUCCACCAAAAUCCACCGAUUUGCACUGCAGUUAAAGGGUAAAGAUGCUAACAAGCUGGUGAAAUGGGAGACCUUCCAGAAGGAGAACUUUCUGACUCUCGAGAGCAAAAAACAAAGAGGGACUGACUCUGAGAGGCUAAAGCGCAUGACUGCUAAAGUGGAUGGUAUCAUUAAACAGGUUGGUGAGAUCAGAGAUGUUGACCGCAGACUGCGAGCACUAGAAUCCGAUAUGGAGUUCUGUACGUCUUCUCUUCAGUGGAUUAUGGAAGCUCUGUCUCAGAGCAGUACAGUGAAGAGCCCUAAAUCACACCCAACUCGCAAAGCUGUCAUUUCAGCCUCCAUUGAGAAAUGAAAAAUGAAAAAAAAAAAAACUCUACUUUCCUGUAUUCGUCUUCAUUUCUCACUUUCACGGACACAAGAACAAAGAUGCUGCAGAGAGCUAGUGAAACCUGUCAGAAAACUGUCCGUAUUGUUCCGGUUUCCAUUUUUAAACUGGUCAUCCUGGUCUUUUCUUGGUUCAUCCUGCUCUUACUAGUUUAGUGCUCACAAAUGACCUCUCCUGGUUUUCCAUGUGAUCAUGGGAAGAGAACAGGGCCCAGAAUGUCCUUGAACUCACUGUACACUAAAAGGUCAAUUAUGUCAUGUUACAUUCAUAGAUUACUUUUAUCUUUAGGUUUCAUUAUAAGGUCAGGGUAACUGUUUUCUUAGAAUCUGAUUUCAUAGAAUAAAUUCUUUAUAAUAAAAAUAAAGAAAUGUUCUUGAUUAAUGGCUUAAAGGGAUAGUUAAACUAAAAAAAUGGAAAUUGUCAUCAUUUACUCAUGCUCAAGUUGAAUGAAUUUAUUUCUUCUGCUGAACAUAAAAGAAGAGAUUUUGAAGAUUACUGACAACUAAACAGUUGCUGGUCCACAUUGAGUUCCAUAGUAUGAAAAAAAUACUAUGGAAGUCAAUGGGGACCAGCAACUGGUGAGUUAAAAAUUUUUGGUGGACUAUCCCUUUAAAAGCUGAUGUGGGAACCAAUAUAGCAUAUUGUAACUUCAACUUUGUAUUUCAUUUUUUGUAUUUGUAUUGUAUUUUUUAACCAAAAACCUAUGAUCAACUCCCAUUUAUUGUUUAUAUCGUCUGGCACAUAUCUUGACACAUGUGUUGCAGAACAUGAAAUAAGUCUAAUGUUCAAUAGGGAUUUUUUAAUGUUUUUAUUAUUUGACAAACCACACAAACAAAAGAUCUAUAAUUGAAUGCUUUUUGCACUGAAAUAUUGAACUGGAAUACUGCAAUGAUUGUUUACAUUUUAAAUAUAGAAUCACAUUUUAAGAUUCAAGAUUCAUACUGUAAUUGCAUUCUGUAACAAUGUUCUUGGAUUUUGUGUUUUUUUUUAAUUCUAUUUUUGGAUAUUUAUAUGUUUGAUUUUGUGAUGACAAUUUUCAGGGUGACAAGUUCUUCAAUUUCUUAUUUGUAAUAUUUUAUUAUUAUUAUUUUAUAUCACGCUUUAAAAAUACAUUUUGAAACCAUAACAUCUGAUGCAACUAUUUAAAGGAUUGUUCUGUUUUGGCAGCAUCAGCAGAACAGAAUCAGCAGAGAGGGAGGAGAUAAAUAGACUGUGUGGCCAAGUUUGCAUCUCAGAUUUCAGGGGCAACAAAGAUCCUUCACCAUGUUCUCUCUUCCCCAACUCUCACCCCUCCAAAACUAAAGCAAUCCCUAUGGUCUUUCUGGACUUGUACACCCCACUAAUUUCCUGUGUUAAUGUAUUAUCCAUUGAAACAGGAUGUUCGGGUUGGACAGUUUGUCCCUUAAAAAAUGGCAAUAGGUUUUACUUAUGUGACAGCCAAGAAUUAUAAUUUAGUAAUGAGAGGAACAG
This is a messenger RNA of Carassius carassius (crucian carp), 5368 nucleotides long. RefSeq names its product transient receptor potential cation channel subfamily M member 4-like. The transcript has 28 exons. Bases 164 to 3865 code for a protein of 1233 amino acids. Gene Ontology annotation, biological process: calcium ion transmembrane transport. The record is from RefSeq and is a predicted model, not a curated record. Gene Ontology annotation, cellular component: membrane. Gene Ontology annotation, molecular function: ligand-gated calcium channel activity; calcium-activated cation channel activity. NCBI's taxonomy places the organism in Eukaryota, Metazoa, Chordata, Actinopteri, Cypriniformes, Cyprinidae.